Messenger RNA from Prunus armeniaca (apricot), 1725 nucleotides. The record is from the annotation of a GenBank genome assembly. NCBI's taxonomy places the organism in Eukaryota, Viridiplantae, Streptophyta, Magnoliopsida, Rosales, Rosaceae.
AUGACUCCUUCACUGGUUGCUAAUGGCGGUGUCGCCGCCGGCGAGGCAGUUGCUGUGCCAGUCACCGGCCGAGUCGCCGCAGUCUACAGCGAAGUUCAGUCGAGUCGCAUUGACCAUGCGCUUCCUCUGCCUUCCGUGCUCACAAAGCCCUUCAAGGUCGUCGACGGACCCGCUAGCUCCGCCGCCGGCAAUCCAGAUAUUAAAAGCAGAAUAUUUGACAUUGCAAAGCUGUUUCCGAAUGUUUUCGGUCAGCCAUCUGCACUGUUGGUGCCAAGCGACUCCGAUUCUGCUCUACCCCAGCAGAAGUUGAAGAUCGGUGUCGUCUUAUCUGGGGGCCAAGCACCUGGAGGGCACAAUGUGAUUUCUGGAAUUUUUGAUUACUUGCAAGACCGUGCCAAAGGGAGCACAUUGUAUGGAUUCAGGGGCGGACCUGCUGGGAUCAUGAAAAGCAAAUACGUCGAACUUAACUCCGAGUAUAUUUAUCCCUACAGAAAUCAGGGUGGUUUUGAUAUGAUUUGUAGUGGAAGGGACAAGAUUGAAACUCCAGAGCAGUUUAAACAAGCAGAAGAAACAGCUGUGAAGCUGGAUUUGGAUGGCCUUGUUGUUAUUGGCGGAGAUGACUCCAACACAAAUGCCUGCCUCCUUGCUGAAAACUUCAGGGGGAAGAACUUGAAAACUCGAGUGAUAGGUUGCCCAAAAACCAUUGAUGGUGACUUGAAAUGUAAAGAGGUCCCUACAAGUUUUGGGUUUGACACUGCUUGCAAGAUAUAUGCAGAAAUGAUUGGCAAUGUCAUGAUAGAUGCCCGGUCAACUGGAAAAUAUUAUCAUUUUGUACGGCUUAUGGGGCGUGCAGCCUCACACAUUACAUUGGAGUGUGCUCUGCAAACCCAUCCAAACAUUACAAUUAUUGGAGAAGAGGUUGCUGCAAAGAAGCAGACUCUGAAAAAUGUCACCGACUACAUUGUGAAUAUAGUCUUGAAGCGUGCUGACCUUGGUUAUAACUAUGGUGUCAUACUUAUUCCUGAAGGUCUAAUUGAUUUCAUUCCUGAGGUGCAGAACCUUAUUGCUGAAUUGAAUGAAAUCCUGGCCCAUGACGUCGUAGAUGAAGGUGGGCUGUGGAAAAAUAAACUUACAAGUCAGUCUCUACAGCUUUUUGAUUUCCUACCUGAAGCAAUCCAAGAGCAAUUGAUGCUUGAAAGAGAUCCACAUGGAAAUGUUCAGGUUGCCAAAAUAGAAACAGAGAAGAUGCUUAUUCAAAUGGUUGAGACUGACUUGGAGAAGAGAAGGCAGGAAGGUUCAUAUAAUGGCCAAUUCAAAGGACAGUCUCACUUUUUCGGGUAUGAAGGAAGAUGUGGUUUACCAACCAACUUUGAUUCUACCUACUGCUAUGCAUUGGGUUAUGGUGCUGGAGCACUCCUUCACAGUGGAAAAACUGGAGUGAUAUCAUCAGUUGGGAAUUUGGCUGCUCCUGUGGAGGAAUGGACCGUUGGUGGGACUGCAUUGACUUCAUUAAUGGACGUGGAGAGGAGACAUGGUAAGUUCAAGCCUGUGAUCAAGAAGGCAAUGGUGGAACUUGAAGGUGCACCCUUCAAGAAAUUUGCAUCCCUGAGGAAUGAUUGGGCUAUCAACAAUCGUUACAUCAGUCCUGGUCCCAUUCAAUUUCACGGGCCAGCAUCGAAUGCUCUUAGUCACACGCUACUCUUGGAACUUGGAGUUCAAGCUUAG